Messenger RNA from Cylindrotheca closterium, 588 nucleotides. NCBI's taxonomy places the organism in Eukaryota, Bacillariophyta, Bacillariophyceae, Bacillariales, Bacillariaceae. The record is from the annotation of a GenBank genome assembly.
AUGUCUCUCUCACAGCAAGAACUGCUUGAAAAGCUUGGGGCCGACCUCCAAAAAGGACUGACAACCGACGAAGCCUCGAAACGUAGAGAAGACGACGGGGCCUUCAAUGUUGUUCAACCACCAAUUGACUGUCCGGCGUGGCUCUGUAUCGUAUUGCCUUGCAUCAAACAUGUCCCAAGCAUGAAAGCAUUCGCUGUAUUGAAGCCAGAUGAUGCCGAAAUCAAGAGAAAUGGAAAAUGGGUUCGGUAUGAGGCUUCCAGCCUUGUAAGAGGCGAUGUCAUUCGUUUGGAAGAAGGGGAUUCGGUUCCAGGCGACUGCGUCACUAUGCAGGUAUCUGGAAGUGAGGAUCUGCUGGUAGAUUUGAGAAGUGUUACCGGUGAAGAGCGGCUGAAGACGGUUGCAACUGGGAGCGACAGCAUGACUAGUCUAUAUUACGGCGGAAAGGUGGUGCAAGGGAGUGCUAUCGCAGUCAUCACUGCAAUUGGUCCCAAUACGCUGCUUGCACAACUAAUCCGCGAGAAACGCUUCCCUCCAAAGGAGCCUAUUUUGGAAGCACAGGACGAAACCCGUUUCAACUCUAUUGUGUAA